AUGCUUCACACUACCUUAGCAUCGACUUCCCGGGUUGUACUUGCCAGCAGCCGAAGAUGUGCGGCCCUCCAUAGUUCCUCAAUUCUCCAAGCGGAAGCCUCCAGGAAGCAGGCGUCUCGCGUUAUCAAGAAACAAAAUAUUGCAAAGAAAGAUCAACGCCAGCAUGAGGCAAACCUCCACAAACCUAGUCCUGUGCUAGGUACUCGUCCGGGGGACGAGGCGAAGUGGCAGAAUUGCGACCUCGCGAAGGUCAUAGUGAAGGAAUCCGACCUCGCGACUUCCGAACCGGUGGCACCGGUGGACCUUACGAUUGGCCGUGUCAACAUACCCAAAGUAAUGAACUAUGGAAUCAGCGGCGAAGUGCAGGAGCAACUUUUCGGCCACCUUCCGUAUCUCUCGUCAGCAGCUGCAGUGGAAAGUCUUUCCCGACAUUCGCCGGAGAUGGCUAAGGGGAAACUGGAAGAAGGUGUAGAAAGGGAGUUGCAGAAAGCCAAUCUCUUUGCGAAGGUGGUGGAUUUGCGAAAUGCAAACGCGGCCGGUAUUGCAUUCGAAAACCGGCGACGGAUUAUUGCAGAGUUCUCUACUCCGGAGAAUCCCUUUGAUCCAGGACGAACAGAAGUCCAAGCGGCGUUGCUCACGUACAAGAUCCGCAACCUUUGGAGCCAUCUCACGACGUUCAAGCGAGAUGUUGGCAAUCGCCGAGGUCUCAGGAAGCUCGUUCAUCAGCGCGCGAAGAUACUUAAGUAUUUGAAACAUUCCAACCGAGAUCGCUACGACGCACUCCUCGAGAGGCUAGCUCUGGAACCGGAGAGCGUUGAAGGGGAAUUAGUCAUUUGA
This is a messenger RNA of Pleurotus ostreatus (oyster mushroom), 837 nucleotides long. RefSeq lists its product as uncharacterized. The transcript has 3 exons. NCBI's taxonomy places the organism in Eukaryota, Fungi, Basidiomycota, Agaricomycetes, Agaricales, Pleurotaceae. Gene Ontology annotation, cellular component: ribosome. Gene Ontology annotation, biological process: translation. The record is from RefSeq and is a predicted model, not a curated record. Gene Ontology annotation, molecular function: structural constituent of ribosome. Bases 1 to 837 code for a protein of 278 amino acids.